This is a messenger RNA of Limanda limanda (common dab), 591 nucleotides long. Its product is annotated as tripartite motif-containing protein 16-like protein. Gene Ontology annotation, molecular function: protein binding. The record is from RefSeq and is a predicted model, not a curated record. NCBI's taxonomy places the organism in Eukaryota, Metazoa, Chordata, Actinopteri, Pleuronectiformes, Pleuronectidae. The annotation marks the transcript as partial. The transcript is spliced from 2 exons.
GAGCCAGAGACCAGAGCUGACUUCUUAAAAUAUUCACAGGAAAUCACACUGGAUCCAAACACAGCAAACAAGGAGCUGUUAUUAUCUGAGGGAAACAGAAAAUUAACACAUAUGAGUUUCAAACAGUCUUAUUCUAAUCACCCAGACAGAUUCACUCAUUGGCUUCAGGUCCUGAGUAGAGAGAGUCUGACUGGACGUUGUUACUGGGAGGUGAAGGUGGGGUUUGGAGGAGUAGUUCGUGUAGCAGUCACACACAAGAAUAUCAGCAGAGCAGGAGGCUCAUGUAAAUGUAUAUUUGGAUUCAAUGAUAAAUCUUGGUCAUUAGCUUGUGAUCAAAACAAUUAUGACUUUUAUUACAACAGCAUCGAGACUCCAGUGUCAGGUCCUGUGUCCUCCAGAGUAGGAGUGUACCUGGAUCACAGUGCAGGUGUUCUGUCCUUCUACAGCGUCUCUGACACCAUGACUCUCCUCCACAGAGUCCAGACCACAUCCACUCAGCCUCUCUAUGCUGGAGUUUGGGUUGGUUAUGGAGCCACAGCUGAGUUCUACUUCAACGUGCAGAUGCUCGGGCCCGUCAGUGCUACAACGUAG